CUUUCAUUCUCCAUCACAAAUAUCCCCACAUCUUUCUCUCUCCUCCUACCUCUCAACAAACCCCCCAAAACUCUCUCUACUUUCUCUCUCCUAAAAAAACUCUCACCAAAAAUGGCACCAAAAGCUGAGAAGAAACCAGCCGAGAAGAAGCCAGCCGAAGAGAAGAAAGCCGCCGCCGCAGAGAAAGCUCCAGCCGAGAAGAAGCCAAAAGCCGGCAAAAAGCUUCCAAAAGAAGCCGGAGCCGCCGCCGCCGGUGAAAAGAAGAAGAAGAGAACGAAGAAAAGCGUCGAAACUUACAAGAUCUAUAUCUUCAAAGUUCUCAAACAAGUUCAUCCUGAUAUCGGUAUUUCCAGCAAAGCUAUGAGUAUCAUGAACAGUUUCAUUAACGACAUUUUUGAGAAGCUUGCUCAAGAAUCUGCUAGAUUAGCGCGUUACAAUAAGAAACCGACGAUUACUUCUCGGGAGAUUCAAACUGCUGUUAGACUUGUUCUUCCUGGUGAAUUGGCGAAACAUGCUGUUUCUGAAGGAACUAAGGCGGUUACUAAGUUUACUAGGUCGCGGAUGCCCUCCGAAAAGAAGCCAGCCGAGAAAGCCGCCGCCGCCGAGAAAGCACCAGCCGAGAAGAAGCCAAAAGCCGGCAAAAAGCUUCCAAAAGAAGCCGGAGCCGCCGCCGCCGGUGACAAGAAGAAAAAGAGAACCAAAAAAAGCGUCGAAACUUACAAGAUUUACAUCUUCAAAGUUCUCAAACAAGUUCAUCCUGAUAUCGGUGUUUCUAGCAAAGCUAUGAGUAUCAUGAACAGUUUCAUCAAUGACAUUUUUGAGAAACUUGCUCAAGAAUCUGCGAGACUAGCGCGUUACAAUAAGAAGCCGACGAUUACUUCUCGGGAGAUUCAAACUGCUGUGAGACUUGUUCUUCCUGGUGAAUUGGCGAAACAUGCUGUUUCUGAAGGAACUAAGGCUGUUACUAAAUUUACUAGCUCUUAAGAGGUUUGAUGAGUUUAUGAUUGAUUUACGGAGUAUUAUGUAUUUAGGUUGACUAAUUAGGGUUAUUAUGUCUGGAAUUUGGUUUUAGGUUUUAGUAUGUAAGUUACUACUAUGUUUUAAGUUUGUGAUAUGAAAUAUAAUCGGAUCUAUUUUGUCA
Messenger RNA from Beta vulgaris subsp. vulgaris (sugar beet), 1141 nucleotides. RefSeq names its product histone H2B. Gene Ontology annotation, molecular function: structural constituent of chromatin; protein heterodimerization activity; DNA binding. Lineage: Eukaryota; Viridiplantae; Streptophyta; Magnoliopsida; Caryophyllales; Amaranthaceae. Gene Ontology annotation, cellular component: nucleosome. Gene Ontology annotation, biological process: nucleosome assembly. The record is from RefSeq and is a predicted model, not a curated record. The transcript is spliced from 3 exons. The coding region runs from base 112 to 984 and encodes 290 amino acids.